This is a messenger RNA of Penicillium taxi, 696 nucleotides long. RefSeq lists its product as uncharacterized. Lineage: Eukaryota; Fungi; Ascomycota; Eurotiomycetes; Eurotiales; Aspergillaceae. The record is from RefSeq and is a predicted model, not a curated record. The coding region runs from base 1 to 696 and encodes 231 amino acids. The transcript has a single exon.
AUGAAUUUCAGAGAGAAAGUUCGGCGGGUGUUCCACCGCUCCUCCAACAGCACCAGUUCUAUCAAUGGAAGGCCUCAAGUGGAAUAUUACAAGAAAAAAGAAAUACCGCCGUCCAAGUUCAAGGGGCCAUUUGACAAGGCUCACCAAAAAAGCCUAGCGUCUUGGACGUUCGAGGGCGCUAUGGUGGAACGCACGAGAUCAUUGGAACAACUAUCUCUGUCACCGUUGUCACCGUGCGCCACUCUCGGCGCCCCGUGCGUCUCGGACUCCGACUCAGAGAUUUCCCCGGAUGACGUUCCUUCAGUCCCAGGUAUGAUCCAAUAUUACGCCGAUCUUUCUUUUCGAAACUUGUGGUCUGACAGCAAUCUAGUGGGCAUUGUCAUCCCUGUGGAAAAUCCCUUGGAAUUGGAAUUAGACCCUCUCUCGGCAGCUCCACGCGCCAACAGUUCUGGCUCUCAGUCAUCUACCAUCGUCGAUUCUGAGAGCUACAGUGCCUCCUUGAUGACUCUUCUUCCUGAAAACUCUCUCAUCGAGGCUACAGAGGAUCACAUAGCCCAGAUCAAGGAGUCGAUGAAAUAUUGCUCACCCAUUGUCCGCACAAUCACCCCUGUGACCAUGUCUCCACGGGGUAAGUGUCUACCGUUUUCACCUGAAGACCUGACCCGCGCUUUAGCAGCUGUUCAAGUCUGCGCGUAG